AAAACUAUAUACAUAUCAAAUACUUUUGGGCCUUUUUCAAUUUUAUUUAUUGUAUUAUAAUUUUUUUUAUAUAUAAAAAUAUAGAUCUAUAAAAAAUUGGACCCCUUAUUUAUCAUUACACGGGGACACGGACUCGGACCCGGGGCGAUCGUACCGCUUGUCACCCUUGUAAGCCGGCCCUGUGUUUAAUUAACGUACUUCAAAACAUUGUGACGUUGGACGUUUUCAGAUUUUCAAAGCUCGUGCCAUUGCUUCCUUCUAUAAAAUAUCAUUUGUUUUUAAGAGAGUAUAUGAUUUUUUCACUUAAGGUCAAUUAAAACUCGUUAACUCGAAUUCAAAUAAAUCUAUGAUAAAUGACGUGUUUAGAUAAGAAUAUACUAUCAAAAGAUUAGCUUUCUUACACGCAUAUCUUACACAACUGUUAUGUAUGAUCAUAACGUUUAUUAUGUACGGACAAUACCAUUACCAACUGUAUUUGUAUCAUAGGAGUAUUAGCUAACCGCAAAUCAUAUUAAUUUCUGCUACAACCAUUUUGAAAAUUUUAAUUUAUACACGAAACAGUUUAAGACGAAAGUAGUGCAAUGUAAUUUUGUCUUUUCAAAGUCAGUCCACGAUCAGAUUUAAUCAACGAGCCAUCAUGAUUAUACCAAUUGCCUCGGAUCUUUCUCCGAAUAAAGAAAAAUCUAUACUAGAUUGAUCAUCGUAUUCUUACAUCAUCGAUUCGUCGCACUCGCAUUUUUUUUUCUCCCUCUUGUUUGGCGUCCCAUGGCACGUAUUCUCAGUUACAAAUUUCAAUGCUUCUUAAAUUUUAGAGCAUUUAUGAGAGUGGGACAAACUCUUAAGGUAUAACUUUAUAUAUACUCAAUUUAUAUGUAUGUGCUGGUUUACUUUUCCACGAUAACAUUUUUUGACGUUCUAAGCAUCUUAUAAAUGAUAAACUAAAUAUGGUUUACAGUAGAUGGAGAAGAUGUCCAACCUGAACAACUUGGGGUCAACCAUUGAUGACUCUGGGUGAAUUAUUCUUGACUUGACCAGCCGCAACGAAUUGACUCUACAAAUUUUAACAAACAAAUAAAUAGGGAAAAUUAUGUUCAUUCCAAAUUUGAAUGGUGUCUUAUGAUCUUAAUUUAUGUAACAAUUAUUAUACUGGCUGCUAUUUUUAUGGUUCCCUACUUCUCUUUUACAUCAAAAUUACUUUAGUACUUAAAUUUAAAUCUUUAUACACUCCAAUAAAAGUAACUAAAGGUAAAAGCAUUUCUAAAGAUGUUGUACAGUUUUGGGCAAAAAAGUCAGAACCAACAUUAUCUUGAAUAUCUUUUUCUCUAAUGAGUUUUGUCAAUGAGCGACGUAUUAAUGGGAAACUCUUCAGUGCAUUGGAAAUUUCUGUUUUAGAGAAUAAUAAUUAUGGGAGCAUUAUUUACAACAGGAGAAAUAGUAUUACAGUGUCAUUCCACCACUUUUUAAGUCUUUACUUGACAAUAUUUCCAUAGCUUUGAUUAAGCAGACUUCUCCUAUCGAGAGAUUUAGUAGCCUCGCGGUUUGCUGAUAGUUAACUCACACCUAUAAGUUAUCACCACCAGUGCAUGUGACAAAAAAAACACAAAUCAUCUAACCUAUCAUCGUAUGAGCUAGAUUGAAGAUAUUAUCAUUUAUUAUUUUGGUCGAAAACUUAUUGUUUAUAUCAAGACUUUUGAAAAUUCUUUAGAUUUUAUUCUGUUUACCGUUAGUUUGUUUAUAGUUAGGACUUUGUUAAGUGGUUAAUUUAAAUAGUUAAAUGUUGAGAUAUAUGUCUAAUUGUAGAGUAUAAGAUCGAAACAUGAAAAAUCGGAUAGAAAACUUUGAAAGUAGUAUUUUUUAGAAUGAGAAUAAAAAGAAUAAUUUUGACCAAUUCAAAUACAGUAUAAUUGUUAUUUGUUAAAAUUGUGGCUUCCAUGAUUUUUUUUCGUAGUGGGAAAAUAUCCAACAAGGUUUUUUGGUGGAAACUUAAUCAUUCUAAUUUGUAAUAGUAAGAACAUAAAAAUUCCUGGAUAAUACAAAUCAGAAUAGAAGUUCUCAGAUGAUCACUUUUUCCGAUUUAUUAAGUUUGCUAUUUUAUAACUUUGAUAUACUAUAAGAUAUUUCCAUAGAACUAUUCUAAAUAUUGAAAUAGAAAUGAGAACUAACUAUUUGUUAAACUAAGUCAAAUAGUUACCUUUUCGUCUCAAGAAGAGAUAACAAUUGCUUGAUAUGUAAACUUAAGUUGAAACAAUAACCAGUUAAAAUCUUUUGGAGAAGUGAGAAUGGAGCUGAGUGGUAAUAUUCGGUCUUCAUUAGGUGGCUUGGACAUUGUCAAUUUCGUAGAAAUUACAGAAUAGAAAAUUGAAAGAACUAAAUCCUCAUGUUUCUCUUUUUCUUUUGUUCAUCUGUCCAAGUUAAAAGUUUCGGAUCAAAAGCAUACAACAAAUCUCACCUUUGCGAGCACGAAGUAGAAAUUAUGCCUCAAAAGUCAUGAUGAUAGAUAGAUAAUUUCGUCUUGGCCGAGAAUAUAAUAUGCAAACAGUAAUGAUGAGCCUAGAAGGAAUUUAAUGUUUGUUUGAAUCCUCGUCAGAUAAUGUUGGAAUAGAGAACAUAAAACAAUUAAAUCAGUGUGAUCAAAAGUCAGUCCUCUCCUUGGCAUCCUUCUUGGCCUCUAGUGAACGAAGGGUGAAAGCGUCAUAUUAGGUAGCGAAAAAGACUAAUUCUAAAAUCUCAUGCUCAAAAGACUUUUACUGGGUCCGAUAAUUGAUUAAGAAGGGAUUAAUAAGUCAACAGGAAGGACUUGACCAUAUCGAUCUUUUUCAUAUAAAUGAACACACACGACACAUGUUCUCUUUAUACAAUCUCAAGAAGAUUCUAAUGUAAGAGUCCUAAAAGCCAAACAAUAAAACAGUAAACUAAAGGCAUGGAUGAGGCGAUGGGAUCAUGGGACACAAGAAGGGAAGAACAAGAAGAAGAAGAGAAACAAGUGUUAAAACUUCCAGGGUUUAGGUUUCAUCCGACCGAUGAAGAGCUUGUAGGUUUUUAUCUCUCUAAGAAAGUAUUCCUCAAGAAAUCCAGCAAGAUAGAUGAGAUAAUCAGCCAAAUUGAUAUCUAUAAAUUCGAUCCAUGGGAUCUUCCUCGCUCAAGGAAUACGGAGAAGGAGAGCUACUUCUUCUGCAGGAGAGGAAGGAAGUACAGAAACAGCAUAAGACCGAACCGAGUGACUGGUUCCGGUUUUUGGAAAGCCACAGGAAUCGAUAAGCCUGUCUAUUCCGAUGGCUCCAGCAAAGCCGUGAUUGGUCUAAAGAAGACACUCGUUUAUUAUCUUGGAAGCGCCGGGAAAGGAAGCAAGACAGAUUGGAUGAUGCACGAGUUUCGCCUCCCAACAGCCAAUGAUACCAUCCCUGGUGGCUCCACUCUCCUUAACCCUACUCCUUCUUCCUUGCUACACGCUGAAGUGUGGACGUUGUGCCGGAUAUUCAAGAGAAAUGUGUCUAGUAGAAAAUACACUCCGGACUGGAGAGAGUUAGCAGGUGGGAAACGCAUGAAGCCGCAACAAUCUAAGUAUCAAGAAGCUUAUAUCAGUUUUGGUGACAAUGAGAGUAGUAGUAGUACCAAUAAUAUCAACCUUAUGGAACGCAAAGAGAACUAUGAGAGGAACGUUUUCCAGCUUCGCCAAACGCCCCAUCAACACCAGCCCAUUCCAGUGGACACAACUAUUACUACACAAGUCGAUAGUACGGUUCCACAUUUCUCAAACGACAACAUUCACGAUAUAACCUACGAGAACUGGGACGAGUUACGAUCUGUUGUGGAAUUUGCUUUCGGCCCUUCUUUUCUUAGUUAGGUGUCUUGAAUUAACCUGAUAAGUUGAUUACUAGUAUAGAACUUGGACCUUUUGUUGGAUGUUGCAAGGGACGAUACACUGAUCAGUGAUCAUCAGUUUUCUGUUAUAUACAUAUUAUAUGUAUCUUAUUGUGUAUAUGAACUUCCAUGAUUAUAUAUAUACGUACCCAUAUUGAUCCAUAUAAUAAUAUUCUCCGUUUCGAUCCUGGGCAGCACCAUCAUUAUCCAAUAGCUAUUGUUUUUUGUUAUUUUUUUGUAAACUUUCAAUAGCUGUUCAUUCAAAAAAAUAAAAUAUAUAUAUUUAUAUAUUCUCCGUUUCUCCUAUAUAAUUUGACGCACAUUUUCCUUUUACGCUCUUGGUAACAAUAAAUCUUUUGAAGACAAAACUAUGAGCGAUACAUAUAUAAUUGUUCGUACGUUGAAUGUCUUUUCUUUUGUCAAAAUGUGAAUUCAUUUCAUUUAGAAAUGGCUAGGAGAUACAAAACUAUAGUGAUCGGGAGUUUGAUCUAAAGAAGACAAAUGAUGUAGACAACAAUAUCUUUAGAACACAACGAUGUAAACAGUUUUCAGUAGGUAAAAAUGGACUUUAUUGAUGAAUAAGAUCGAAUACAAUGAAUUGAACUAGAUUGAAUGAUACAAAUGAGAUCGGUAAAGAAAUAACCUAAGAUUGGGAUGAAAACAAGGUCGAUGUAUGUGUGUAGUUCUCUUUAGGGUUUUCAACUUCAUGUCCGUUCUCCUUCCUUUAUAUAUAUCGAGUCGGCCUCUUGAUCUUCGUAAUUGCUUUGCGAUUUUUGGGACUGCUCCGCGAUCUCCGGGACCUCAAGUUCUUCGUCUUCGAACUCGAUUGCUUGCUAUGGGAUUCAGUUCCUUAUGGCCCAUAUCUUUGAUCGCGGCCCAUUAGUGUACUGACCGAAAUUGGGUCCAACAACCUGGAUCUAAAGAUACUCUCAAUUACUUUACCUCCCUCUUAAGACUCUUUAUGGUUAGUUUCAAUCUAGAGUUAUCUGGCCCGGUUUAGUUUUGGCUUUACUCUUUCCUUGAUGAAUAUUCUCCGUUUCAGAACUUAAUUUGAUGAGAUUCUUUCAAUAAUGAUAUCCUUUUUGUUUUUUUUCUUGGGCUGUUUGAGUAAGGUUUUACAGGUAGACCAUUAGUUUCUGUCUCAACUUGCGAUGUAUAGUAUUCGUUCAUGCUCGAUGCACUUUGUUCAAUGGGCUUGAAACGAACCAUAUGGAUGUCUAAUUAUUAAGUUGUUGGAGUUAUUGUUAGUAUGUUUGAUUGCCCCAUAUUCUUUUCUAUCUUCUUCUUUUUCUCUUACAAACGAAAAGACUUGGGUAAACCAAUCUUUCCAGCUGAACUGGAACAUGUCAUCGCCUCCACCACUUAGUGGAAGGUAAUAAAGAUAUGCGACACUUUGGAUUUUAUGAAAUCCAUCCGCAAUACAUGUUAUUAAAAUUGCAAGUUUAUCACAUUGCCUAGCUAAGUUCGAAGCACUAGUUUUCCACUCACCUGUAACAUGUUAAUAUUAUAAUGGUGAUACACACUAUUGAUUGGAUCCUACAGAUGAAAUAAAGUGUGUCACAAUCAUCCAACUCAGGCAUCUUGAUUUUGUAGGGACUCAAUCUUUAUGGUCCGUCUUUGUGGUAGAUGGGGUCCAUAUUUGCUUUCUUGAUUCAAUUAAGUAAUCGUGUUUUGUUGUUGUCAUGGCCUGCUGGACACUAAGAACACCAUUCAUCCAUCACUUCACACCAUUCAUCUUCCUUGCUUGCACCACUAUUAAUCACCAUCAUCAUCAUAUAAUAAAUAAACUAAACUCUUAUUGGAAUCUUAAUCGCAUAAAUCAUCAUAAUCAAUAGUGAUCUUCGUGAUUUUGUUUUAAUAAACAAUUAAAGAAUAUUCCAUGUGUAUAGGAUAUGUAUGAUAUCUUGCUUAUUUUUAAUUUAGUGUGGACUCAUCUUCGACCUCAAGCCUGUCUUUUUACUAUUUUUCUCCCUUUGACAAAGUAGCCGACGAACAUCUUGUGUUUUCCAUCACUUUUUUCUUUAGCUUUACUCUAAUUAUCUAUCUUGUGAAUUUAUUCUUCGUCAUACCAUCAUUGCAUUGCUUUGCUCUUGUUUCUAAAUUCACAUGCGUACGAAAAGGGACAUAAUAAUUGUUUGAAUUCUAAGCUCCAUUUUCUGUAGAUCGACAUUGAAAUUUCAUAUUGUGUGUGAAUUGUGAUACUUACACCUUGCCCCCACUAAAGAACUAUGCAUGAUAUUAAUGGUUAGAUUUUUUUCGAGUGGUUGGUUCCUAAUGUGGACAACAACCAAACUAUUUUCUCACCUCUAUUCAUCCAUACGAAAGUACAGUCUUUACCCGUAAAUGUUCAUGUCUUGUUCCUAUCAAAUAUAUCAGUGUCAUGUCUUAACCAUAUAAUGUUUUUUGUCUUGGAUAGAAACAUAAACUUCUAAUUAUGUCUUUCAUCUAACCACAUGAUGUUUUGUUUUUUUUUUUGUGCUAUUAGAGAGGAUGAUACUUGCGUAUGUACAAAAUUAAUUUUGCCAAAAUCAAAUCAGAAAAAGGAUUAGGGCAACUGGGCAAUAGUGGUAUAGGCUACUCCUUUUACUUUAAACCCUUGAUAUCCUCUCACACCUCUUAUUUAACUGCAUCUUUUUGUUGUCCAAUCAAAAGCACAGUUAGAUCUGUCACUACAAUGUAUAUAAUUGCUAUUGUUUGAUAGAUCCAAGACCUGACGAAGAUGACACAUUAAGAAAUUGUAUUAUAAUGUGGCUUUUGCAAAUUGAUACGAAUUAUAUAUACUAUACUUGUCAACUAAACUCCCACAUCACAAAGUAGGGAACAAUAUAAAGUUUAGAAAUGAGGAUCAUGUUCCCCUUUUUAUCUCUCUAAUCACCUCUCCUAUUUUUCUCUGUGUUACUAAAUCUUUAGUUUUUUUUUUAUCAAAUCUAAUUCUUUAUAGUUUUGUUUCACAUUUUACAAUCUUACUUAAGGUAUUCUUUUUAAGUUUUGAUUACUUUUAGUUUACUAGCUCUUGGGCCUAUGUGAAAUAAGGUUUGGUUUGAUAACACCCCUCCGGUUAGGAUUUGAUUGAUACUUGUAAAAAGCACAAUCACAUACAUGAAUAUGCAACAAUUUCAAGUGAAAUAAACAGUCGACAUCUUUAAUCACAACUAACUAAUUUAUUAACUGCAUCACAGAGUAUGGACGACUUAGAUAGAAACCGAAAGUUGGGUUCCAUUUUGGUAUGAAAAGUAGAAUAUUUGCCAAGGAUUUGUGAGAAAGAAGAAAAGAUAAAGAAAGGAGGGCAUCGAUAUCAUCGUUGGUCCAUGGUUGACAACUUGACAUGGUACACCAUUUAUGAAUAUGAGGUCUCAUCCAAAGUUUUUGUCUAAAAGCAUAUUUGAUUUUUCUGUAAUAUAAUUAUAUAAACUAAUAAAGUAGGGACGUUGAUUGUUCGAGGUUAGGCUACAGAACAAAUGAAAACCGACCCACAAAUCAAUCAAUUUCGAAAUGAUGAUGAUAUUAAUUUGUAUAACUUUUCUAAUGCCGUCUUUGCCGUGGAAAUUUCUUCUUCUUUUUCAUAGAUAAUAUUCAAAACCAAGUAGUGGAAUACAUUACUACUGCUUAUAAUAUAAAAAGGUGAAUCAUGUUCAUUCAUCUAAGUACAUUGAAAGUUAAAGAUGACUUAUAUCAUUUCCAUUAAAAAAAAGAAAACCUAGAAGAAUGAGAAAUUCCAAAAAA
Molecule: messenger RNA, 7584 nt
Organism: Brassica rapa (field mustard)
Lineage: Eukaryota; Viridiplantae; Streptophyta; Magnoliopsida; Brassicales; Brassicaceae
Product: transcription factor JUNGBRUNNEN 1
Biological process (GO): regulation of DNA-templated transcription
Molecular function (GO): DNA binding
Source: RefSeq, a predicted model, not a curated record